AUGGCCGAGGUCGAGAAGCCCGCAGGGUAAGCAGAUCAUCAGUAUCAUGGCCUCGCUCUCACAUGAAAGCUGAAAUCUCCUCUCAGACUUGGCAAAGAUGCGCCAACAAACCCGCGAGGCAUCCCAUUUGCGCCGUUCGUCGAUAGGGUUGAGGACUAUGUCACGUCUCGAUCUGAUGUCGAAGGCUGUAUCAAGAGCUUUCAGGAGAUGAUCUCGUGAGUGUACCUUAUCAGCCGCAAUGCUAGGAUGUGGAUGGUGAUGGUGUGCUGGGGGUAUUGCUGACCGCCAUUUUCGAUAGCAAGUACCAGUACAUGGAAGCGAACAAUCAAAGACGAGCGGCGGGCCUGAAAGACAAGGUGCCGGACAUCCAGAAGACACUGGAUACUGUGCGAUUCCUACAGACUCGAAAGGUAAGCUCGGCUCCCCAAAGCGGUGGAGCAAUUCAGCUGGACGCUGGGCAUAUUACCUAACGAGGUCACAGUCUGAUGCAGAGCCGCUGGAGGCCACUUUUGAGCUGAACGACACCCUGUACGCCAAGGCGAACAUUCACAAGACAGAGGAGGUCUAUCUGUGGCUGGGCGUAAGUUCCAAGAUGUGCCAACAUAUCGCAGACUUCAUCCUUUUGGGGGAAAAUCGCUGACCGGCACAGGCGAAUGUGAUGCUCGCAUACCCUCUCUCAGAAGCAGAAGAGCUGCUGGGCUCGAAGCUCGACGCAGCCAAACAGAGCCUCGCGAACUGCGAAGAAGACCUCGACUUCCUGCGAGAGCAAAUCACCGUAAGCAAAGAACUUCCUCCAGCUGAGAGAGUGCCUGCAGAUUGCUGACACUCAGCCCUACGCUAGACGAUGGAGGUCGCCACUGCACGUGUGUACAACUGGGACGUUGUACAACGCCGGAAAGACAAGUCCGAAGGCAAGGAAGACGAUGGCAAGGCGACGUCCAACGGCUAA
Lecanosticta acicola is the source of this 949-nucleotide messenger RNA. Lineage: Eukaryota; Fungi; Ascomycota; Dothideomycetes; Mycosphaerellales; Mycosphaerellaceae. The record is from the annotation of a GenBank genome assembly.